Eimeria acervulina is the source of this 4174-nucleotide messenger RNA. RefSeq lists its product as hypothetical. The transcript is spliced from 14 exons. The annotation marks the transcript as partial. The record is from RefSeq and is a predicted model, not a curated record. NCBI's taxonomy places the organism in Eukaryota, Apicomplexa, Conoidasida, Eucoccidiorida, Eimeriidae.
AUGCUUUUUACAUUAACCUGCGCUUUCGUGGGCAUCAUCGCCGCCAGCGGCCUACCCCAGCGACCAGCAGCUGAGGUCUCAUAUGCUGUCUCACGCGGCGCUAAGAUAACUGUGUUCCCAUCUGUCAGAAAAACACUUCAGGGGGUCAGAGGCCUUCAUGCUAUUCGACCCCAUGAUCCUGGAGUGAAGUGGAGCCUGUCGAGCUCUUUUUCUCUCGGCUCUCUAGCCAAACGGAGUAGGUACUUGCCAUCGAGAGAUCAUGAGGACCCAAAAGGAAUGCCCCAUGAUCGUCACCUUCUUCACCUUCAUAGGGGAGACUUGGGACCUGCGUUCAUCGAGCCAGAGCAAGAUGUGCAAGGCGCACUCGAAGAGCCGUCGGCGCCUCCCAGCAAUCUCCCAGCCGAAGAGGUAGAGGCCAGAGAAACUAAAGAGCCAAACGCAACGGAUAGCGACGGUACUGCACCUUCUUCGCCUUCACCUCAUGAUUUUGAGUGGGAUCUCUCGGUUCCACCGCAAUCGAAAACUGCAUUUAAAUCUUUUGCGCUCGAGCUUCAGGAGAAGCUGGCGCUCCACGGAGAAAGGAGAGCGUACAGAAGACCGAGAGGAUGUGCUGCUUUCCUGGGCCUAACUGAAGCGGUUAGUGGCAAAAUGUGCAGCAAAGUCCUUGUCCGUGUGGUUCAGCAGCCAUCUGCAGGGGCCGCUUUCUUCUCCUCUGUCAUGGCACGUCUCGGUGCUGCAUUCAGACGGCUCAAAGGGGCGGGCAAAUUAAUCAUGGCGAAAAUGCGUAAGCUGUUUGGAGCCACAGGAAAGAAGGGGCCAGAAAGCAAGGCAGUUCAGUGGAUCAAGAAUAUGGCUAGCAAGGCGUGGGUGCGGAUGCAGGCUCUUUUAAAGAGUAUUUUGAGGACUGUAAUUCGUUUUUUGCCGCUGAUGUUAUUUCUCGUAAAUAUAACAUUUCUCUCGAUUUCGGUCUUGUCGUUUGCUGCUGCGCCGAAUCCCCUGACUUUGAUAGCUAUGAUCUCUACGGCAUUCAACCUUCUUUCGUUUAUAUUCAACACCGCGAUGCGCAUGCACAUGAGGCAAGCCAUUCAAAAGUCCCUUGAGGAAGGCUCAGAAGUGCGAGACAUGGAGCUCUUUGGCCUUAAGUGGGGGGAACUCAGUGCAGAAGAAGCAUUGGGAGGAGAGGACCUGAAGAAUGAUGCGCUCGAGGAGGAGUUGCGAGCAUCGCGGAAAAGCAGGAGAGCAAAAUCAACGAAGCAGGAGAAACAGCAGUCACCUGGGACCUUUUCCGAAACAAUAUUGGACACGACAACCGAUGAAGAAGAGACACAACCGCCGGCGCAAGCCACAAAGCCUUUUGAAGAGGGCGGAGGGGAAGAAACAGAAGCACUUGCGGAAGAAGAAACUGCAGAGAAAAACCCAUUUGUCCUCUCAGAGGAGAACUUUAGUAUGGCCUCAGAGGCAGCGCCAACGGGCGUUACAGCAGAGACAAUGGAGGAAGUCAAGCGCAUCAUGUUAUCCCGUAUUGCGCAAGACAGAGCAAAACUGAGUUUCCUAAGGGCCAAAGAGAAAUUAAAGGAGGCAAGAGCAGAGAAGGCCAAACGCACUAGGAGAGCGUGGAAUGUUGCAAAGACUAGCGUCCGUCUUAUUGCAGAAUCUCUCAACUAUGGACUCAACAAAGUCCUCGCAAGAUUCGGAGCAGCCUGGCACUGGGCAGUGGAGGUUGGACUGAAGAAGCUAAUUCGUCGCUUCCGGAUGUUAAAGCUCUUUGGUGUGAUAGCUGCCUGGUUUGAGCGAGUUGCGACGUUUAUAAGAUGGUUUGCAGGCGAGGGAAAGUUUUAUAUUUCAGUAUUUGACACGUUCAGGGGCUCCGCCUCAUUUAUAGUGCAGAACGCGGAAAAGAUUUCGGCGCUUGUUAAAGGCACCAUUCAAUUUUCUUUCUCGACUUUGGACGCAACACUUUUCUGCGCAAUGCUCCUCAACGCCAUCACAAAACCUGUUUACGGGCUCUAUUUCGCUUACCAAGGUUUGCUGGAGGACAAAACGAGGACAGAGGCAAUGCAGGAAUUUCGACUUAACCGGAAAGCCCUCACGAACUUUCUCUUGGGCAGUGCCGCAAUGGAAUCUCAAGUGGGACAUGCAGCAGCGUUUGAGGUGCCUGGGCCCGAACUGCAAGAAAUUAUGUUCUUAAUGGCGUACCUCGAGCAGUACAGGGCACAAAAAGUGGGAAAUCUGCAGCUGGCAGGCGUCAACCCCCUGCAGGCCUACAGUAUCUACGAACGCAUUGGCCGUUUAGAUUUCUUGCUGGGAAAAAUGAACCCCUUAGAACGAGCGAAGUUUGAGAACGUUUUCUCUGCUCUUAAGGAGUGGGAUGCUGAAGCAGCAGCAACAGCAGCGCGCGAUUCCCUGCUCAAUCAUGUGCAGCACUGCGUGUUACUAGCUAUGCUUGUCUCCAACCCGGGCCGCCUCCAGUAUGAAAUACGCCAGGCGCUCUUAGGCAACAACUUCUCUUUCUUGCCUCGGGACGCCGUUGGGAAGCUGGCGGCGAUUGUGUAUGACAUUGUAGUUGACAUUCUUGGAAAGGAAGUGGCACUGGAGGUUCCCGCUGGAGGGGGAAGCGUCGUGGACCCCUCGGCGCUGCACAUAAACCUGCUACCUUUUAGCUCUUCUUUGAGUCUGUAUCAUUUGUACGAGUCUCUGCAACGGCUGUUCACAGUCUCCAUGACUCCUGCGGAGCAGCGCUUCGCCGCUAUGAGCGCCCCGCUGGGACAAAUCGUUACACAAGACAACUGCGGGCCUAUCCGCCCAGGCAUUGCGCUUAUGCCUGACAACGAUGUUGCUGUUGUGCAAUUCGGUGGAGGCCAGUGCGGCAAAGUCGCAGCGGCCAGCUUUCUUAAGGCACAGGCAGACCCCAACGUUCGCCGGUUCAUCCGAGAAGAAAUUUUCGAAGUUUCAGCAGAACAAUGCGCCCCCUAUGCAACGGACGCGUAUGAAGCAAUGGACAUCGCUGUGGAGCAGAUCCUGGCGUCUGGAGUUCCCGAAGAUCAAAUAGGAGUUGCAAUACAGCACGCAGUAGAUGAAUUAGGAGACAAAUAUUACAUCGUCGUUGAUGCAGCAAGGAUGCUGGCAUCCGCUGGGAGAUCCAUUGAGAUGAAGUCCUUCAAAGCACUACGAUUGCUACAAGCUGUCGUUAUGUCAAUCGAACAACAGUCUAUUUUCAAGUCCAUGAUGGAGACUAUUAUUAGAAAGCAUUUUGGGUUGUCUACCGGCUUCAACUCGCGCGUCCCUUCGAUAUUGCAACAAACGAGCUUGGAGGUCGAAGAGACGAGAGCAUUUUGCAAACGAUGCGCUGUGCGGUACUUAGCGGAGUUGAUUCGAAAAACCCUCUUGGAGUCAUUUGAAAAGGAAGAAGAAAAGUUUAUAGUAAAACUCUUUGCACGCAUCUACGCGACUGCAAUUAUGGACCACAUUGAGGAAAACGUUUCAGUUAACCCCGAGACAGGCGAGGCUUCAGAAUACUCUGAUGAUCUCAGCAUAUUCCCUGAAGCCAUUUCGAACAUCGACCCCUUGGCUGCAGCCCUUGUGAAAUUCUUUUAUUACUCUGAAAGAGAAGAAGAAGAAGCAAGAUUGGCUUCCCUCUUUGAGCGGUCAUUAGCAGAGAUAGUGCAGGGCUUGGAGGACUCUAAACUCGAGUCUCGAAGCAGAACAAGCGUUGUUCUUCGCCUAAGACAAUUCGUUAGCAAGAGAAGCUCCUUUGCUGCUGAAAUUGCAGCAGCGAGAAAAAAAACAGAAAGUCCGCAACAUUAUGGACCUGAGGCGUUUACCUUGCUCCAGGAGACAUUCGAACAUAUGCUUACUGAAUUCCAUGACCUCAAAGCGCGCGUCAUAGCAGCCCUGAACAGCGGGCAGAUGUACCCAAGGACCUUCAUGUGCACUGACACGUCAUCAUCUGCUAUGUGGCAAUUCACAACUGGAGUCUCAGCGCGACUAACAGAAGCCAUCGAAACCGCAGAGCGUAAGAAGCGUGCCAAAGUAUUUAAGAAGAGAGGCAGGAAGGCUUCAGUGCCGCUUUUUUUGUUGGAUUUAAUUGACUCAGUUGAACAUAUCAACAGACACGGAAUAAAUGGAACCCACUUCGUACUUGAUAUGAGAUACGUAUUCAAACAAAGAAGAAAAA